This is a messenger RNA of Salvia miltiorrhiza (redroot sage), 2264 nucleotides long. RefSeq names its product replication protein A 70 kDa DNA-binding subunit D-like. Gene Ontology annotation, molecular function: DNA binding. The coding region runs from base 703 to 2079 and encodes 458 amino acids. The transcript is spliced from 9 exons. Gene Ontology annotation, biological process: DNA repair; DNA recombination; DNA replication. The record is from RefSeq and is a predicted model, not a curated record. Gene Ontology annotation, cellular component: nucleus. NCBI's taxonomy places the organism in Eukaryota, Viridiplantae, Streptophyta, Magnoliopsida, Lamiales, Lamiaceae.
CUAUGUUGUUUUCGAGAUAGCAAUAUGCAUUGUUAAUUUUUAAAAUAUUUGUUGCUUUUAAUAUACAUUUUUUUAAUAUGAGGAAAUUAUUUUGUCUCAUUGAAAUUCUAAUAUGAUGUUGCAAUAUUUAAAAAAACAAAAAACAAAAAUAAAGGGGUCAUGGUGUAUAACCGAGUUGAUUAAGAAUUGCAAUUUUCACCCAAAAGUUAGUAGUAUAACCGAGUUAGACAGUAAUUCAAAUAUGGUUAGAAUAAGGAUAAAAAUAAUUUAAUAGAUCAAUGACUUGUUAUAGAAAUCUACAAUAUUUAGAAUUAGAAUUGUAAUAGGAAUCAAACUUUCGAAUCCACAUUAUAUAAUGGUGUAUAAUUUUUUUGUACAAAAUCAAAUUACAACAUAUCCGCCUCUAAUUUUCUUUCUCUGCUGCGUUUUUGUUUAUCUUCUGCGAUUGAACGAAUUCUUGGAUAUAUAAUAUUCAACAAUGACGACAAUCGAAACUCUGCAAGUAAAUGAAAGAUCAUUUACAAUUGCAUUGAAGGCUUUGAGAAUAGGCCACGAAGUAAAUUGUGGACCUAAUUUAAGCACAAAAAUCUGGAAAUUGAUAAUGGUUGACAAAGAGGUAAGUCACAAAUUUAAUUAUAACUUUAAUUUUUACAAUUUAUAUAUUUAUCACUCAAUUUGCAGGGUGUCCAAAUUGGAGCGACAAUGUUCAAUAAUGAAAUAAGCAAAUUUGGAAAAAAGUUUGAAUCCAACAAAACGUAUUUAAUCUCUAAUGGAGAGGUUAGAAACGUUAAUACUAUGUAUCCAAGCAUCCAUAGAGAAAAAGAGAUCAUACUCAAUAGAUACUCUGAUAUAAAGGAAGCAUUCGACGAGAUAGAGUAUAAAAUACCAUAUAAUUUUGUGGAGUUCAACGAUGUGGAACAAAAGCUUGACAAGGAAGAAGAGUUUGAUAUUUCUGGAAUGUUAGUACAAGUACAAAAAAGUCAACAGAUUCCUAUCAAAGGAGUGAACAAGGCUGUGAGAAACAUAACUCUCAUGAACAAAAAAUCUGAACUUGUAGAGAUAUCUUUAUGGGAAGAUAUGGCGAAAAAUGAAGGACAUGACCUUGAACAAAUAACUGGAGGCAAGCCAACUGUUGCAAUUUCCUAUGUCGUCGCAAAAAGGAAAUUUGGUGGUAUACUCUUGCAAAAUACAAUGAAAUCCGUCUUGCAAAUUACACCAACAUGCAAAGAGAUCCAGCCGAUCCAAUCGUGUUCUGAUGUUGAUGAUGAUGCAUUAGCAAUUGCUAAAUUAGCAAUGGCACAAAAAAUAAAACAAGCAAAGGAAGUCACUCUUAAAGAUCUCAGAGACAAUCAACAUUUAUUAUCAGAGGGUGUUUCGUAUUGUUUUACGGGAAUUAUCGACAAAGUUGAAAAUAAAGCAACAAUAUGGUAUGAUUCUUGUAAAAAUUGCAACACAUCUUUCUCCAAAAUUGAUGAGAGUGCAAUAUGCAAAAAAUGCAAUGAAGAAGUUCUUGAGACGUCGCCCAGAUACAGAAUCACAAUAAAUGUUAUACAAGGCGACUGCAAUGCACGUAUUACAUUAUUCGGUCAAGUGGCAGAGGUAUAUGUAGGAUGCUCUGUGGAUGAAUAUCUUUCUUCAAUCAAAGAGGGUGAAACAGAAUCCACAUACUAUAGACGACUAAGCACACAAGUGUACACAGAAAUGCGCUUCAUGACGAUGCUCAAGUCUAUAAAAUUUGAUCAACGAGGAAAUCUCAAUAUCGUAGCAAAUGCAAUCGAAAAAAUGGAACAAAUGGAAAGCAUCGAUGUUGGAGAUAUUGAAGAAGAGCCGACUGAAGUGGAGGAAAAGAAACAUUCACCCGAGAAAUCAAAAAAGAAAAUUCCGUCUAGAAAGAAAAAAACUACGAUGGAGUUGCAGCCCACAGAAUCGCAAAAGAAAAAAAGAAGGAUAACCAAGAAAAAGUUUGAUGACUACAUUGACAUUACAAGUGACGACGAUCUGCCGCUGAACAGCAUUUUGCAAACCAAAAAUAACAAGAAGAGAUCCCCAAUCGUCAAAAUCAAACAAGAAAAGAUUUAAAAUUCGUCUUACUCCUUACUUAGAUAAUUUAGGAUGUUUUUCAUAGAUUUUUUUGCAUUUUUAUUUAGAAAUAUGAAUAUUACUUUAUUACUUUUAAAUUUAAUCAUUAAUAAUUGCAUUGGUUCCUUUUUUUAUUUACAUAGUAAAAUUCAAACGUGUUCAACGUGCAUCGCACGUUCUUCCUG